Vigna unguiculata (cowpea) is the source of this 1038-nucleotide messenger RNA. Lineage: Eukaryota; Viridiplantae; Streptophyta; Magnoliopsida; Fabales; Fabaceae. The record is from RefSeq and is a predicted model, not a curated record.
AUGGAUGGUGAGACUUCAUGUACAAAGCACAACUCUGAUGAUUUUGAUUUCACGAAUUCAAUAUUUUCCUGGUCCAUUGACGACAUUUUGGACGAAAAUUUAUUCAAGAACAAGGUAGAGAAGAUUGAAUUAUCAUUCGAGUCCAUUGAUCAUUACCUUGGAUCUUUUUUCAAUCCUUUAUUGGAAGAAACUAGAGCACAAAUAUGCUCAAGUAUGGAGAUCUUAUACAAAGCACCUUAUGCGGAAGUAAUUAGUCCAAUAAACAACUCUGUGGUAAAGAGACUCUAUAAGUUGGAAAUUAAGAGCUGGAAAAGCAGGUUUCAUCAUCAUGGAGAAUCAUACAAAGCUUCGCCGGAUGAUAUUUUAGUUUUGGCCGAUUACAAACCAGAAAAUGUAAAAGAGUUGAAAAGGGUUGGAAGGAUGUGGAGUUCUGUAUCAGUUGAUGAUUUUUCAUAUCAAGAGAUACUAUCAGAGCUUAAUGAAUCCCAGAAUAAGGCAAUUUCUGCAUGUCUGUCUGGUCUCAAUUGCAAUCACAACUCUGCUGUAAAACUCAUAUGGGGUCCCCCAGGGACUGGAAAGACUAAAACUUUGGCCACACUACUUUUUGUUCUACUGAAGAUGAACUACAGAGUCCUCGUAUGUGCCCCCACAAAUGUUGCCAUCAAAGAAUUGGCUUCCCGUGUAGUAACCUUAGUGAAAGAGGCAAAUAGUAAAAGAUAUGGGGAUUUGUUCUGCCCAAUGGGAGAAUUACUAUUGUUUGGGAGCAAUGAGAGGCUAAAAAUUGGUGAAGAUAUUAGAGAUAUAUAUUGGGAUCAUCGUGUGAAACAGCUAAAAGAAUGCUUUUCAAGUCCUACUGGCUUUAUUCCUUGUCUUGAAUCAAUGAUUUAUCUUCUUAAAAAUUGUGCUUUAUGUUGGCUUCAGUUGGAAAAAGAGGAGAGGGAGCGCAAAACAUUUCUUGAGUUUCUGAGAGAAAGGGUUCGUUCACAAGCGUUGCUGCUUAAAGAUACAAGUGAUGCUGAAAGAUUACGUUCUGGGUGA